CACUAAAAAACACACACUUUGUUCUUCCUCUCUAGUUCUUGUUUUCUAAGCAAAGAAUGGCUGAGGUUUGGGUUUUCAAGAACGGUGUGGUGAGGCUAGAAGAGAAACCAUGUGGCUAUGAGCACAAGGUGAUGAAGAAGGUGCUGUUUCACACUGCAAGCAACGAAGUCAUCACUUCCUAUGCAGUGUUGGAGCACAAGCUUAGCUCACUGGGGUGGGGGCGUUACUACGAUGACCCUGAUUUGCUUCAGUUCCACAAACGCUCCACCGUGCACCUAAUUUCUCUCCCAAGGGAUUUCAACAAGUUCAGGGCCACGCACAGGUAUGACAUAAUCGUCAAGAACCAGAACUGCUUCCAAGUUAGGGACGUGUGAAGUGAAUUAACUGCAUGCAUGGCCCUUUGGGUAGGGCAUUCUGCUAUCGUGUGUCACUGUUUGUGCAUCCUACAAAAUUGAAUUCUUCAAGAGAAGUUUCUUUUCUUUUUAUAUUUUCUGAUUUAUAUCUACAUGUAAUUCUGGUGUUUGAUUAUGGAUUUGUCACCAUGGGGUGGGUGUUUGUUUCUAAGUGUGAAAAUCAGUGUCAAGUCGAGUUAAUGAUUAAACUUGACUUGUAAAAAAAUUAAAUAAGUUGCUCAAAUUUGGCUCCUUUACUUAAAAGGAGCAUAAUUAAAAGUUUGAGUUUAAUUGUUAAAAGAAAUAAAGCUUGAGCUUUUGUGUAACU
Messenger RNA from Glycine soja, 720 nucleotides. RefSeq names its product flowering-promoting factor 1-like protein 3. NCBI's taxonomy places the organism in Eukaryota, Viridiplantae, Streptophyta, Magnoliopsida, Fabales, Fabaceae. The coding region runs from base 57 to 374 and encodes 105 amino acids. The record is from RefSeq and is a predicted model, not a curated record. The transcript has a single exon. Gene Ontology annotation, biological process: regulation of flower development.